Molecule: messenger RNA, 3322 nt
Organism: Eurytemora carolleeae
Lineage: Eukaryota; Metazoa; Arthropoda; Copepoda; Calanoida; Temoridae
Product: deleted in malignant brain tumors 1 protein
Exons: 12
Coding region: 50-3055 (1001 amino acids)
Biological process (GO): proteolysis; peptidyl-lysine oxidation
Cellular component (GO): extracellular region; membrane
Molecular function (GO): protein-lysine 6-oxidase activity; protein binding
Source: RefSeq, a predicted model, not a curated record
UAGUUUUCCCAGAGUUUUUGUUGAAGUAAGAGCCUAAGAGUGGAAAACCAUGAAGAAACUGCAAAAUACUGUUUUAUAUGUCGUCUUUCAUUUUAUUCUCUCUGUUUCCCCAUCAAAAGAAACUGAUUCUACAACUGGAAGUCCCAGUGAAUUAACAACAACAAUAACAAGCACUGCCCCCUCAACAACUGAUAGAGCUGCUAGAAACUGUGAGGCCCCUGGAACUGUAUGCCUGGUUGGUGGUGACCCUGGAACCUCAGAAUACAUUGGGAAUGUGAUGGUGGGAGGGUCCCCAGUAUGUGAUGAUGAUUGGGAUAUUGCAGAUGCUUAUGUCGUCUGCAGAGAACUAGGAUAUCAGAAGGCUAAACAAGCAUUCAGAGAAUCUAGGUUUGGGAAUGUUAGCUCAGAUUUUGUCAUGGAUAAUGUAAAAUGUAUUGGGGUGGAGUCCCGCCUACAGGAUUGUGAGCAUUCAACACAGGAAGAUUGCGAUGUAUCUGAGGGAGCUGGAGUAGAGUGUGAAACUCAAAUCAUUUCUCAAAGUGAUUGUUAUGAGUAUGAUAUCUCCUACACCUUUGGUGAUAGCAUUGAUCAGGAUAAUAAAGUAGAAACACCGGAAGACUGUCAAAAAUAUUGCCAGGAGCUGGACACUUGCUUGCACUUUACCUACUAUCCAUCUCAAAAAAGAUGCUACAGAAAAAUUGGAAACUCUAAAACAUUCAAAGAUGGAGCUAUAUCAGGUCCCAGAAACUGUUCAGCAUUGACAGUCUCUUCUGCACAAAAAGAUACUUCUUGUUAUUCUUUUGGUGUUGGAUAUAGUUAUGGAGACUAUUUAGACUAUUUCACAGAGAUAGAUUAUCAGGCAUGUCAAGUUCGCUGUCAAAACCACAAUGGUUGCUCCUACUUCUCCUAUUAUCUAUCAAAUAAUGAGUGCUACAUGAAAACCUCUGAUGAAAACAGAAGGAACAAUCCUGAUGUAGUUUCAGGUCCUGCUCAUUGUGCAGGGGAGGGAAGCACAAUUGAAUCCAACCCUUGCAUUACACCUGGAAAGUUGUGUCUUGUAGGAGGUGGAGGGGAUCAUGAGGGAAAUGUUGUUAUUGGAGGUAAACCUGUCUGUGAUGAUAACUGGGAUAUGAAUGAUGGACGAGUAGUGUGUAGAGAGCUUGGUUUCCAUGAGGUAGAGCGAAUAACCAAAGAAAGUCAAUUUGGGAAAGUGUCUGUGAACUUUAUUAUGGACAAUGUUGAAUGCAUUGGAACAGAAGAAAGAUUAUUUAACUGCACAUACAACUCUGAUGAUGAUUGUGGGGCAACAGAAGGUGCAGGUGUAGUUUGUGAUAAACGAUCACUUGAAGAAAUAGCAGCUGAAAAGGCAAUAAUGCAGCAUUGUUUUGAUGAUGGGGUCUCUUACAAUUUUGGAGACUAUUUGGAUUUUGAAGUUGCUUCAAAUGCCAUGUCUUGUCAGAAACAUUGCAUGGCUCACCCUGACUGUUCUCAUUUUUCUUUUUACCAAGACAGCAGAAAAUGUUACAGAAAAACAGGGAACACUAAAAGAUCAACAGAGGGUGCCAUAUCUGGCCCCAGAAACUGCAGUGAUCUUAGCUACAUUCCUCAGUCAACUUUAUCACCUGUAUUGAAAGAUUGUAACAGUCCAUGGGUGGUAUGUCUUACUGGUGGUAAGAAUGAUACAGAAGGUGAUGUUUUAGUUGGUGGUAGGCCAGUAUGCGAUGAUGACUGGAACAUCAUAUCUGCUAAUAUUGUUUGCAAAGAGCUAGGCUUUAUUGGUGCUCUUAUGUUUACAAAAGAGUCAAGAUUUAGAAAUAGACAGCAAAAUUUUAUCAUGGACCAGGUUAGCUGUGAUGGAACAGAGGAACGUCUCAAGGAUUGCAACCAUUCUAAUAGACAUGACUGUAGUUUGGGAGAAUCUGCUGGUGUUGUCUGUGACACUAGAACUGCUGUUCAAUUAAGUACUGUAGAGAAUGCUUGCUUUCAAACAGGGAUCGGGUAUAGCCCAGGAGUUUAUUUAGACUAUGACAUUGUUGCUUCUGCUCAUGAUUGUCAGAUUCACUGCCUCAGUUCCUCUGAAUGUAAAUAUUUUACUUUCUAUGUGGAUUCUCACAAAUGUUUUAGAAAAGGGUCGAACAGUGCUCAACCCAGUCCAAAUGCUAUAUCUGGACCAAGAGAUUGCAACAGUACUUCAAACAUAACAAAACCAGUUGUUGUUCUGCCUCUCAGGAAUUGCGACAGCCCUGGUGUAGUAUGUUUAAAAAGUGGACUUACACCUGAUGAAGGCAAUGUUUACGUUGGUGGUAAACCAGUUUGUGAUGAUAGAUGGGACUCUGUAGAUGGCAGAGUAGUUUGCCAAGAGCUUGGAUACCAAGAUGUGCUGAUGCCCUAUCUAGAAUCUCACUUUGGAAGAGUAGAAUCAGAUUUUGCCAUGGAUGAUGUUGAGUGCACUGGAACUGAAAAAGCAUUAAUACUUUGCAAACAUGUCAAAAUAUCUGACUGUGGAAGAAAUGAAGGAGCUGGAGUUAAAUGUGACAAUAGAACCCUAAUGACAAUUCCUGAAGAUUGUAAAGCGAAGAACAAAAUCUGCCUUAUUGGAGGCCAGGGGGACCAUGAGGGUAAUGUUUACUUUGAGGGAAAGCCUGUUUGUGAUGAUGGUUGGACAUUUGCCGAUGCCCAUGUGGUCUGCAGAACUCUGGGGUUUAAAGAGGCAGAAAGUGCCACCAAGGAAUCUAGAUUUGGAAUUGUGCCAUCUAAAUAUGGGAUGUCUGAAGUUAGCUGCACUGGAGGUGAAGAAUCAUUUCUAAGUUGCAUGAAUACUAAGUCUGAUAUCACCUGCAAUCGAGAGGAAGGAGCUGGGGUGAUCUGUAGAGGAGGAUUAAAUAGAUCCUCUAACCAGUCAGCAGCAGUUUCCGUCUGGGUUCCAGCUGUAGCUUCCAGUCUUUUAGUCGCUGGACUGCUGUUUAUCAGUUGGACAUAUAAAGAUAAAAUAUCAUACUUUAUACGCCGGGAACUUGUGGUUAGAAUAUCUGGCAGUGGUCCUCUCAUGACGUAGAUAACAAAGACGACACUAUAUUUGUUUCCCAAUGAAUGGACAUCCAUUUUCGUCAGUUUCUCCAACAUCAAGUUUUUUUUUAUUAUUUUUUAGUCAGGUUGCUCCACAAAAAUAUAUUUAUUACAUUUUACAAAUUAUAGAAGACAUAAUUUAGCUGGAAAAAAAUGGGUUGUGAGCAAAAACUUCCCAGUAGAAUUAAGUCUUUGCACCACAAACUCUGAUUUUCUAAUGUCUAUAUCUUUGCAACCCAAUGUUGUAGACCUUAGA